Mercurialis annua (annual mercury) is the source of this 2106-nucleotide messenger RNA. Its product is annotated as probable terpene synthase 6. The coding region runs from base 193 to 1842 and encodes 549 amino acids. The transcript is spliced from 7 exons. Lineage: Eukaryota; Viridiplantae; Streptophyta; Magnoliopsida; Malpighiales; Euphorbiaceae. The record is from RefSeq and is a predicted model, not a curated record. Gene Ontology annotation, molecular function: terpene synthase activity; magnesium ion binding. Gene Ontology annotation, biological process: diterpenoid biosynthetic process.
CAUAAUUAUUUGUUAUUUUAUUAUUUGUUGAUUAUUUUCUGUUAAAUAUGUGCUAACUUCUGUUCGUGAUCGGUAAAUAAAGAACAUCUUUCACGAAUAAAGAUAAAACCGCAACCCCCGCGCGCGCGCACACGAGGUUUGAUCUAUAAAUAAACAUGUUGAGUAGUAGUAGUUAGUAUACUGUAAAUUAAGAUGGCAACACAAGAGAGUCGUCCUCCACCACCAAACUUCCCCCCUGGUCUUUGGGGUUCUAUCUUGGCUUCAGUUUCAUUAUCCACCCCUAAUAUCGAGCCGAAGGAAAUCGAAACGCUAAAAGAAAAAGCAAAAGAAAUGCUUUUGAUUUCCACAGAGGAUUUACUCCAAAAUAUUGAGUUGAUCAAUUUACUAUGCCGCCUUGGCCUGUCAUAUCAUUUUGAAAGUGAAAUUGACGAGCAGUUGUCUUAUAUAUUUAGCAACCUUAACCUCGAUGAUCUGUCUGAUGAUUUUGAUAGCGGCUCCGAUCUCCACAACAUGGCAACAUUGUUUCAAAUUUUAAGACAACAUGGAUAUAACGUAUCUUGUGAUGUGUUCAAGAAAUUCAAAGACUGUGAUGGUAAUUUCAAGAAAACGAUAACCAAUGAUUCAAGAGGCAUCUUGAGCCUAUACGAAGCCACAUUUGUAGGCAUGCAUGGAGAAGAAGAUAUUCUUGAUAAAGCGCGAUCUUUCGCAAGGCCGUUGUUGGAAUCUCUGGCAACAGAAUCAGACUCGCAUCUCGCACAAUACAUUAAGAAUGCCUUGAGAGUUCCAUUCCACAGAGGAUUGCCAAGAUUAGAGGCUAGGAAAUACAUUUGUUUCUACCAACACCAAGAGAAUCAUAAUGAAACUCUACUCAAGUUUGCAAAACUCGAUUUUAAUCGCGUCCAGUUGAUGUACCGACAGGAGAUAGCCUUUCUUUUAAGGUGGUGGGAAGAUCUAAAUCUUGAAAAAGAUUGUCAUUAUGCUAGAUGGGACAGAAUCGUAGAGGGAUAUUUGUUGGGAGUUGGGGCACAUUUUGAACCUCAAUUUUCUCUUUCUCGCAUAUUUCUUGGCAAGUUCAUACAACUUGUAUCACUGUUAGAUGAUACAUAUGAUUCCUAUGGUACGCUGGAAGAACUAAAAUGCCUUACUAAUGCAUUUGAGAGGUUCACCAUGGAUGCCUCAGAUGAGAUACCUUCAGAACAUACCAAUAUUAUUUAUAAGGAAUACAUAAAUUUCUUUGAGGAUAUGGAGAAAGAUGCUAUCAAGAAAGGGAGAUGUUACAUUGUUCAUCACACAAAGGAGAAAUUCAAGGAACUGGUGAGAUCCUACCAUCUUGAAGCGCAAUGGUAUCAUGGUGGAUAUUUGCCAUCAUUCAAUGAGUAUAUGAAAAAUGCAUUGAUCUCGAGCAGUUUUGAUGUACUUACGCCAAUUGCCUUCAUCGGAAUGGAAACAAUUGCAGGAGUUGAAGAAUACAAAUGGUUAGAGACUAAUCCCAAAAUUGUUCAGGCUUCGAAAGUGUCUGCUCGUCUUCUAAAUGACAUGGUUGCACGCAAGGACGAACUAAAGAAGGGGCACUGUUUAUCUUGGGAUUGCUACAUGAAAGAACAUGGAGUAUCAAAAGAGAAGGCGAUUGAAGAAAUGAAGAAGAUGGUGGAAGAUGCAUGGAAGGAUAUGAAUGAAGAAAUAAUGAAGCCUAAUUCCAUAGCAAUGCCUCUUCUAAUGACUAGUCUAAACCUUGGUCGAGUAAUGGAUGUAGUUUACACUGAUUGUCGAGAUGGAUUCACCUAUUCAUUAAAUUCUGAAGAUGUCGUCAACCAAUUGUUCUUCGAACAACUACCUCACUGAUGGAUUUCUACACCAUUCUUCUUUCUCGAGUGUGCGUUUUUCUAUCAUACGCGACUGAAAUAUUUGGUGUAAACCAAAAAAUAAUAAAGGGUGCUUAGGUGUUAUUCAUUUUCUUUUUUACCGUCUCUGUAAGGAAAUUUGUACUUUUGAAGUUCCACUCUUUUGGUUUGAGUAUGAAGAUACAAGGAACAGCGUUCGGAGAUACCUUUUUCUUGUUUUGUAUCAUUUUCCGUUCAUGAUAAAUCAAAGUCCUGCUUAAUAGAA